Molecule: messenger RNA, 1406 nt
Organism: Ochotona princeps (American pika)
Lineage: Eukaryota; Metazoa; Chordata; Mammalia; Lagomorpha; Ochotonidae
Gene: IKBIP
Product: IKBKB interacting protein
Exons: 3
Coding region: 123-1166 (347 amino acids)
Source: RefSeq, a predicted model, not a curated record
CUGGGCGGCGCCAAGGCGGUGAGGGGGCGCGGUCACCCAGGACGAGGCGCAGAGGGCCACGUCCCCCACCCCUGACUGGUGAAGAAGUCCGCCCCGGUGUGUCUCCCUCGCGGCCUCCAGACAUGUCCGAAGUGAAGAGCCGGAAGAAAUCAGGGCCGAAGGGAGUCCUCGCGGACCCCGGCCAGCGGAGCGAGGGCGGGAGGAACGCGGAGCCCCGGGGCGGCGGGGGCUGGGCAGACCCCCGCACGGGCCUCAGCCUCCUGUCGCUGGGGACGUGUCUGGGCCUGGCCUGGUUUGUAUUCCAGCAGUCAGAAAAGUUCGCAAAGGUACAAAACCAGUAUGAGUUACUGAAAUUAGAAACCACCGAUUUCCAAGGACUUCAAAGCAAAAUCAAGUUAAUUUCAGAAAAGUGUCAGAAAUCUGAAGCUAUCACGGAACAAUUGAAGUCUUUACAAAUAACUGCUCAUCUAAAGCGUCUACAGGAGGAAAUUAAUGAGGUAAAAAGUUGGUCCAACAGGAUAACUGAAAAACAGGAUAUCUUGAGCAAUAAUGUGACAGCUCUUUCUCACGACAUUACCAAAGUAGACCAAAGGACAGCUUCCUUGGCAAAAGAUGUCGGUCUCAAGGUGACAACUGUAAAGACAGAUAUACGGCGCAUUUCGGGUUUAGUAACUGAUGUGACAUCAUUGACCGAUUCCGUACAAGCACUGGAAAGUAAAAUAGUGACAGUCGAGGAAAACACAGUGAGGAACAUAGGUGACCUUCUCUCAAGUAGCAUUGACCGAACGGCAGCUCUCCGCAAGACGGCAUCUGAAAACUCCCAAAGGAUUAACUCUGUUAGGGAGACGCUCUCUAAGCUGAAGCAUGACUUCAACAAGCACACGGACAGAUUCUUAAGCUUAGAAAGUGACAGAGCUAAAGUUCUGAAGACAGUGACCUUUGCGAAUGGUCUAAAACCAAAGGUAUACAACCUAAAGAAGGACUUCGCCCGCUUGGAACCGUUGAUCAACGACCUAACGCUUCGCAUUGGGAGACUGGUUACUGACUUACUACAAAGAGAGAAAGAAAUUGCUUUCUUAAAUGAAAAAAUAUCCAAUUUCACACUAGUCCGGGCUGAGAUUAGUGAUAUCAAAGAUGAAAUAACACACAUCUCAGAUAUGGAUUAGUUUGGCAUUUAGAAUAGACUAAGGUGGCCUUUUUUUAAGUAGGAACAAUGUUAUGUAUGGAAAGACUGAUCAGAAACAAUGAUAUUUUGGAAAGAAUACAUUUUGUAUUUGAUUGUUUUUAUAGUAAAAAUAAAUGUCUUAACACUUUAUUUUCCAAAAUAAAUACACUUGCAACUUUAUAGAGCAAGAACCUCACCCAUACCCCCGACAUGCAUGUGCUUAGACAGUCACACACAUGUA